This is a messenger RNA of Homarus americanus (American lobster), 762 nucleotides long. Its product is annotated as tubby-related protein 4-like. The annotation marks the transcript as partial. Lineage: Eukaryota; Metazoa; Arthropoda; Malacostraca; Decapoda; Nephropidae. The transcript has 5 exons. The record is from RefSeq and is a predicted model, not a curated record. Gene Ontology annotation, biological process: non-motile cilium assembly; protein localization to cilium; intraciliary retrograde transport. Gene Ontology annotation, molecular function: protein binding. Gene Ontology annotation, cellular component: non-motile cilium; intraciliary transport particle A.
GUGACGCUGGUAAAAUGGAACGAACCGUAUCAGAAACUUGCGACAUGCGACUCCUCAGGAAUCAUCUUCGUCUGGAUAAAGUACGAGGGCCGCUGGAGCAUCGAACUCAUAAACGACAGGAACACACCAGUGACCCACUUCUCCUGGAGCCACGAUGGUCGGAUGGCGCUUAUAUGUUACCAGGACGGGUUCGUGUUGGUGGGUUCAGUGGCUGGUCAGCGGUACUGGUCGUCAAUGCUCAACCUUCAGUCCACUAUUACCUCCGGCGUCUUCACCCCCGAGGACCAGCAGGUGUACUUCGGGACGACGUCGGGCAUGGUGAUAGUGAUGGACGUACACGGGGCCAUGGUGUCACAGGUGCCCCUCUUAGACGACACGGCCAUCACCGACCUGGCCUGGUCCUGCCCCAAGUUCAAGAUGGAGGAGAAUGAGGAAAACAAUACGAAAAAUUGUGACGGCAGCUCUCUCCUGGCGGUGGUGUUCCAGACGGGGUUGGUGUAUCUCUUACGAACCCACGACGAUCUCACCCCCAUCGUCAUCAGGACCGGCCUCAGGGGUGUACAGGUGGAGUGGACCAACUCGGGGGAAGUGUUGGCCGUGGCUGGACAUUUGCCUGACGAAGGUUGCACUGUCGGUGCCGCCACAGCAAACCCCGUCAGGAACGUCGUCAAGUUCUACACGCGGAGUGGCACGUUACGGUACACCCACCACCUACCACUAUGCCAGGUGAGCCCGCGUCUUGACAGGUGUAGAUACAACUAA